Molecule: messenger RNA, 4976 nt
Organism: Rosa chinensis
Lineage: Eukaryota; Viridiplantae; Streptophyta; Magnoliopsida; Rosales; Rosaceae
Exons: 2
Coding region: 28-4488 (1486 amino acids)
Biological process (GO): regulation of transcription by RNA polymerase II
Cellular component (GO): histone deacetylase complex; chromatin
Molecular function (GO): chromatin DNA binding; histone H3K9 demethylase activity; transcription coregulator activity
Source: RefSeq, a predicted model, not a curated record
UGAGUUGACAAAAAAGAAUCAGAUUGAAUGGAAUUCCAGGCCACGGCGGCGAGAUUGAGGCCCCGAGGCACAAAGCGGCCGAACGGCGGUGGUUUGGUGGAGAAGCAGGCCGAGGGUAUUUUGGGAAUUCAGAACGACGACGGAACAAUUGGAGAAGAUGUGGAGCCAGCAGCGCCGAAGCUUGUUCCCUGGGGGAGGAAGCGGCGGAGGACAGGAUGCGAGGGUAUUUUGGGAAAUCAAAAUGAAGGAGAGGCAAGGGCGGCAAAUUGGUGCACAAGGGCUCCCUUGGACGUGGGGAAAUGUUGCCAUCAAUGUAAGCGAAAUUGUAAGCGAAGAGGGGUGCAGUGCACAAGGUGUCCCGAAAGAGGUAAGCGAAAUAGGUAUUGUCUCCCUUGCAUACGGAGAUGGUAUCCCAACACCUCACAGGAAGCCAUAGCUGAGGCUUGUCCUGUGUGCCGCGGCAACUGCAACUGCACAGCCUGCCUUCGGUUGGAUGCGCGUUUCAGGCGUUUCGAGAAUCGAGACCCGAAAAUCGAUGAGGAGACCAAGCUGGAGCACUCUAAGUAUUUGGUUCAUCAGCUGCUCCCGUAUUUGAAGAUGAUUAGGGAUGAGCAGGUGAGUGAGAUGGUGGUGGAAGCCAAGAGGCAGGGGUUGCGUGACCUUUCGGAGCUCAAGGUGGACAAGGCUAAUUGCGGUGACGGAGUGCGUAUGUACUGCAACAGCUGCAGCACUUCGAUUUUUGAUUUUCAUAGGACUUGUCCCGGAUGUGAGUAUGAUCUGUGCCUCGGUUGCUGCCGGGAGAUUCGAGAUGGUAAGUGGAACAAGAGAGCUCAAGCGUCCACAUUUGAGUGGAAAUGGAGAGCAAGUGAAGAUGGAAGCAUUCUCUGCCCCCCAACACACAUGAAAGGUUGUGGUAAGCAUAAUUUAGAAUUGAGAUGCCUUUUUUCUCAGAAUCAUGUUAUGGAAUUGGUAGAGAAAGCAGGAGAAAUAGAUGCAAGUUACAAUUUUUUGCCUGAUCGUAGUGAAACAUGUGCAUAUAAGUGUUCAUGUGUUAAACCUGUGGAUGAUGCCGUUUGCUCAAGUAGUGGCAGCAGCAGCAGCAGCUCUAAGUUAAGGAAAGCAGCUUCUAGAGUUGCUUCUGAUAGUGACUACUUGUUCUGUCCAAGGGUCGGAGAAAUCCAAGAUGAGGAUUUUGGGCAUUUUCAGUGGCAUUGGAAGAGGGGGGAGCCUGUGAUCGUUAGCAAUGCACUUGAAAAUGGAUCAGGUUUAAGCUGGGAACCAUCUGUCAUGUGGCGGGCAUUUAGACAGAUAAAGAAAACCAAUCAUGAUAGUGAUUUGACAGUCCCCGCCAUUGAUUGCUGGAAUUGGUGUUUUAUAGAAAUCAACCUCCUCCAUUUCUUUAAUGGCUAUUCCAACGGACGGUCUUAUGAGACAGGAUGGCCUCAGAAUCUCAAGCUCAAUGACUUCCCAUCAUCUACCGAGUUUCACAAUCGUCUUCCCCGGCAUGGUGAGGAAUUUUUAUGUUGUCUGCCUUUCAAGGAGUAUACUCACCCCAACAAGGGAACUCUGAACCUUGCUAUCUACUUGCCACCUACCUCAGUAAGGCCGGACAUGGGUCCAAAAACAUAUAUUGCCUAUGGUUUUACACAGGAGCUUGAACGGGGAGAUUCUGUAACCAAGCUUCACUGCAAUAUGUCUGAUGCGGUCAAUAUUCUGACACAUUCAGCUGAAGUGGCCCUUACAACUAAACAACUGGCAACUAUAGAGAAGUUGAAGAAAAAGCACAGGGAGCAAGACGAAAGAGAGAUAUUUGGGAAUUGUCACACAAAUGCUGGAAAUGGAAGUGGGCCUCAGCAAGAAUCAGCUGAAGUAUGUGAGGAUGGAGGUGCCUUAUGGGACAUUUUCCGGAUUCAGGAUGUUCCGCAGCUGGAGAAAUACAUCCACAAGCACGUCAAUGAAUUUAUGCAUGUGCUCUGUAAUCCUUUGCAGCAUGUUACUCAUGCUAUACUUGAUCAGACUGUUUAUCUCACUGUAGAGCACAAGAGGAAGCUCAAGGAGGAAUUCGGUAUCGAGCCGUGGACAUUUGUUCAAAGACUUGGAGAUGCUGUUUUCAUUCCUGCAGGUUGUCCUCAUCAGGUGAGGAACUUGAAGUCUUGUUUCAAAGUUGCACUGGAGUUUGUUUCCCCUGAGAAUGUGGGUGAGUGCUUUCGUUUGACGGAAGAGUUUCGCACACUUCCGACAAACCACAGAGCCAGUGAGGACAAGCUGGAGGUGAAGAAAAUGAUUGUGCAUGCUGUUUGUGAAGCUAUUAAGGAGAUUUCUGGUGAGAAUGUGAUGGUAAAGAGGGCAAGGGAUGUGAAGGCAAAGAGGGCAAGGGCUCCCUUGGACGUGUCGACAAUUUGCCAUCAAUGUCAGAGAAAUGUUAAGGGAAGAGUGGUGUGGUGCACAAGGUGUGUGAGGAAGAGGUAUUGUAUUCCUUGCAUACAGAGAUGGUAUCCCAACACAUCAGAGGAAGCCAUUGCUAAGGCUUGUCCUGUGUGCCGUGGCAACUGCAACUGCACAGCCUGCCUUCGAUUGGAUGUGCCUGUCAGGCGUUUGCAGAAUCUAGACCCGAAAAUCGACAAGGGUACCAAGCUGGAGCACUGUAAGUACUUGGUUCAUCAGCUGCUUCCCUAUUUGAAGAGGAUUAGGGAUGAGCAGGUGAUUGAGAUGCUGAUCGAGGCUAAGAGGCAGGGAUUACGUGAUGUUUCGGAGCUCAAGGUGGAGAAGGCUAAUUGCGGUGAAGAUGAGCGUAUGUACUGCAACAACUGCAGCACUUCUAUUUUUGAUUUUCAUAGGAGUUGUCCUGAGUGUGAGUAUGAUCUGUGCCUCAGUUGCUGCCGGGAGAUUCGAGAUGGCAGGUGGAAGAAGAGAGGGAUGGAGGAGAAUGCUCAAGUGUCCACAUUUGAGUGGAGAGCAAGUGAAGAUGGAAGCAUUCUCUGGACACAUAUGAAAUGCUGUGGUAAGCAUAAAUUAGAAUUGAAAUGCAAAUUUUCUCAGAAUCAUGUCAUAGAAUUGGUAGAGAAAGCAGGAAAAAUAGAUGAAAGUUACAGUCAUUUGCGUGCUAGUAGUGAAACACCUGCACACAAGUGUUCAUGUGUUAAACCUGUGGAUGAUGCCGUUAGCUCAAGUAGCAGCUGCUCUAUGUUAAGGAAAGCAGCUUCUAGAGAUGGUUCUGAUGAUAACUACUUGUUCUGUCCAAGGGUUGGACAAAUCCAAGAUAAGGAUUUUGGGCAUUUUCAGUGGCAUUGGAUGAGGGGUGAGCCUGUGAUCGUUAGCAAUGCACUUGAAAAUGGAUCAGGUUUAAGCUGGGAACCAUCUGUCAUGUGGCGGGCAUUUAGAAAGAUAAAGAAGAUCAAGCAUGAUAGUGAAUUGACAGUCCACGCCAUUGAUUGCUGGGAUUGGUGUUUUAUAGAAAUCAACAUCCUCCAUUUCUUUAGUGGAUAUUCCAACGGACGGCGUUAUAAGACAGGAUGGCCUCAGAAUCUCAAGCUCAAUGACUUCCCAUCAUCUACUGAGUUUCACAAUCGGCUUCCCCGGCAUGUUAAGGAAUUUUUAUGUUGUCUGCCUUUCAAGGAGUAUACUCACCCCAACAAGGGAACUCUGAACCUUGCUAUCUACUUGCCACCUACCUCAGUAAAGCCGGACAUGGGUCCAAAAACAUAUAUUGCCUAUGGUUUUGCACAGGAGCUUGGACGGGGAGAUUCUGUAACCAAGCUUCACUGCAAUAUGUCUGAUGCGGUUAAUAUUCUGACGCAUACAGCUGAAGUGCCCCUUACAACUGAACAACUGGCAACUAUAGAGAAGUUGAAGAAAAAGCACAGGGAGCAAGACGAAAGAGAGAUAUUUGGGAAUUGUCACACAAGUGCUGGAAAUGGAAGUGGGCCGCAGCAAGAAUCCGCUGAAGUAUGUGAGGAUGGAGGUGCCUUAUGGGACAUUUUCCGGAUUCAGGAUGUUCCGCUGCUGGAGAAAUACAUCCACAAGCACGUCAAUGAAUUUAUGCAUGUGCUCUGUAAUCCUUUGCAGCGUGUUACUCAUGCUAUACAUGAUCAGACUGUUUAUCUCACUGUAGAGCACAAGAGGAAGCUCAAGGAGGAAUUCGGUAUCGAGCCGUGGACAUUUGUCCAAAAACUUGGAGAUGCUGUUUUUAUUCCUGCAGGUUGUCCUCAUCAGGUGAGGAACUUGAAGUCUUGUAUCAAAGUUGCACUGGAGUUUGUUUCCCCUGAGAAUGUGGGUGAGUGCUUUCGUUUGACGGAAGAGUUUCGCACACUUCCGACAAACCACAGAGCCAGUGAGGACAGGCUGGAGGUGAAGAAAAUGAUUGUGCAUGCUAUUUGUGAAGCUGUGAAGGAGAUUUCUGCUGAGAAUGUGAUGACUGAGGUUGUGAAGCCUAGGGGAGGCGCAAGGGAAUUAAGUCAAGGUGUAAGGUCCAAGUCUUACAAAAUGUAAUGGUAUGCAGCAUGGGAAUUAUUAGGGAUGUGAUUGUUGGAUCGUCUAAUUGUUCUCCUGUCGGAUCGUGAGCUGCAAAAGCAGGGCCUUAAGACCAUGAAGAAGAUGAAGAAGUCAGUUUCGGACUUUGCUGGUAUCAUGAGGAUUGUUGAUAUUGAUAGGCUUGCAGUCAUGAGGUUUAAGGGAGAUAUCAAGCUCUGGUUUCGGUACCUUGAGUUCUGUCGACAGCGAAGGAAUGGUAGAAUGAAGAAGAUCCUGGCUGAUGCAAUCAAAUUUCACCCAAAGGUCCCUGGUAUCUGGAUCUAUGCUGCAGCUUGGGAUUUUGACCAUAAUUUGAAUGUUGAGCUGCCCAUGCUAUCAUGCAAAAUGGGUUAAGAGUUUGCGCAACUUCAGAAGACCUCUGGAUAGAGUAUCUUCGCAUGGAACUCACAUUCCUCAAUAAAUUAAAGGCUCGGAAGGUUGCUCUUGGAGAGGAUGAGGGCACUUUU